This is a messenger RNA of Osmerus eperlanus (European smelt), 4868 nucleotides long. It is a transcript of the gene atp2b1a, whose product is annotated as ATPase plasma membrane Ca2+ transporting 1a. Gene Ontology annotation, biological process: regulation of cytosolic calcium ion concentration; calcium ion transmembrane transport. Lineage: Eukaryota; Metazoa; Chordata; Actinopteri; Osmeriformes; Osmeridae. The record is from RefSeq and is a predicted model, not a curated record. Gene Ontology annotation, molecular function: ATP hydrolysis activity; PDZ domain binding; P-type calcium transporter activity. Gene Ontology annotation, cellular component: plasma membrane; intracellular membrane-bounded organelle.
AUGAUGAAGGACAACAACCUGGUGAGACACCUGGACGCCUGUGAAACCAUGGGCAACGCUACCGCCAUCUGCUCCGACAAAACCGGAACUCUGACCAUGAACCGCAUGACCGUGGUGCAGGCCUUCCUGGGGGACAAACACUACCGGAAGGUUCCGGAGCCCGAUCUGGUCAAUGCCAGCAUCCUAGACCUCCUGAUCGUGGGGAUAGGGGUGAACUGUGCCUAUACCACCAAGAUCAUGUCCCCAGAGAAGGAGGGGGGUUUGCCCCGUCAGGUUGGUAACAAAACUGAAUGUGCCUUGCUGGGCUUCGCCAAAGACCUGAAGCGUGACUACCAGGCCAUCCGCAACGAGAUCCCAGAGGAGAAGCUGUACAAGGUCUACACCUUCAACUCCGUCAGGAAGUCCAUGAGCACGGUGCUGAAGAACGCAGACGGAAGCUUCCGGAUGUUCAGCAAAGGAGCGUCUGAGAUCCUGCUGAAGAAGUGCUCCAAGAUCAUGACGGCCAGCGGCGAGGCCAAGGUGUUCCGGCCGCGUGACCGUGACGACAUGGUGACCAAGGUGAUCGAGCCCAUGGCGUCCGAGGGCCUGCGGACCAUCUGCCUGGCAUACCGGGACUUCCCUGCCUCCGAGGCAGAGCCCGACUGGGACAACGAGAACCACAUCCUGUCCUGCCUCACCUGCCUCUGCGUGGUGGGCAUCGAGGACCCGGUCCGACCUGAGGUACCAGACGCCAUCAAGAAGUGCCAGCGAGCGGGCAUCACCGUGCGCAUGGUGACGGGCGACAACAUCAACACGGCCCGCGCCAUCGCCUCCAAGUGUGGCAUCCUGCUGCCCGGUGACGACUUCCUGUGUAUGGAGGGCAAGGAGUUCAACAGACGGAUACGCAAUGAGAAGGGAGAGAUCGAGCAGGAGCGCAUCGAUAAGAUCUGGCCCAAGCUGCGCGUGCUGGCCCGCUCAUCCCCCACAGACAAACACACGCUAGUGAAAGGCAUCAUCGACAGCACCGUGCUGGAGCAGAGACAGGUGGUGGCGGUGACGGGCGACGGCACUAACGACGGCCCCGCCCUGAAGAAGGCCGACGUGGGCUUCGCCAUGGGUAUCGCAGGCACGGACGUGGCUAAGGAGGCCUCAGACAUCAUCCUGACAGACGACAACUUCUCCAGCAUCGUGAAGGCUGUGAUGUGGGGGAACGUGUACGACAGCAUCUCCAAGUUCCUGCAGUUCCAGCUCACCGUCAACAUAGUAGCUGUUAUAGUGGCCUUCACUGGAGCCUGUAUCACUCAGGACUCUCCUCUGAAGGCGGUGCAGAUGCUGUGGGUGAACCUGAUCAUGGACACGUUUGCCUCCCUGGCCCUGGCCACCGAGCCCCCCACCGAGUCUCUGCUCCUGAGGAAGCCCUACGGCCGCAACAAGCCGCUCAUCUCCCGCACCAUGAUGAAGAACAUCCUGGGCCACGGUGUCUACCAGCUCACCAUCAUCUUCACACUGCUGUUCGUGGGUGAGAAGAUCUUCGACAUAGACAGUGGCAGGAACACGCCCCUGCACGCCCCUCCCUCUGAGCACUACACCAUCGUGUUCAACACCUUCGUCAUGAUGCAGCUCUUCAACGAGAUCAACGCCCGCAAGAUCCACGGGGAGAGGAACGUGUUCGACGGCAUCUUCAACAACCUCAUCUUCUGCUCCAUCGUGUUCGGCACCUUCAUCAUCCAGAUCGUCAUUGUGCAGUUUGGAGGCAAGCCGUUCAGCUGCGUGGGGCUGUCCAUCGACCAGUGGCUCUGGUGUGUGUUCCUGGGCUUCGGCUGCCUGCUGUGGGGUCAGCUGAUCUCGUCCGUACCGACCAGCCGGCUGAAGUUCCUGAAGACGGCAGGUCACGGCACCCAGAAGGAGGAGAUCCCGGACGAGGAGCUGGAGGACAUGGAGGAGAUGGAGGAGAUCGACCACGCAGAGCGGGAGCUGCGUCGAGGACAGAUCCUCUGGUUCAGAGGCCUCAACCGCAUCCAGACUCAGAUGGAUGUAGUGAGUGCGUUCCAGAGUGGAACUUCCUUUCAGGGGGCUGUGAGGCGUCAGCCCUCCAGCGCCAGUCAGCAGCAGCACGAUAUCCGGGUGGUGAAUGCAUUCCGUAGCACGUUGUCCCCCUACGAGGGGCUGGAGAAGCCUGAGUCUCGUAGCUCCAUCCACAACUUCAUGACCCACCCGGAGUUCCGGAUCGAGGACUCCGAGCCCCACAUCCCCCUCAUCGACGACACCGACGCCGAGGACGACGCCCCCACCAAGCGCAACUCCGCCUCCCCGCGCAACGCCGCGCCCACCCCGCCUCCCCCGCAGUCACCCACCCCUGACGGGGAGCCCGCCUCGCCCGCCACGGCCCCCGCGCCCGCCACGCCCGCCUCGCCCAACCAGAACAAUAACGCCGUGGAGAGCGGCAACCACCUCGUCCCGGACGCGGGGAAGUCGGAGAUGCCCUCCGCCCCCGAGAGCCCCAUACACAGCCUGGAGACGGCACUCUGAUCCUGCCCUCUCGUCCAGCCAUCAGCACCCCGACCAGCCCCACUCAGCCAUUCUCCCUCCCCCACCCGGAGCUCGCCUCGGAGAUCCUGGGAGGGAGGUGAGACGGAGGGGAGGAGAAGAGAGACGGACGGGAGGAGAGCUCAGAGUCUUCGGUGAGCUUAGCUUGUGCAGGACGAAAACGAAAGCAAACAUUCGUGAGAAUGUAAGGUUUGGUUCGGGUCUUUUUUUCUUUUUUUCUCUUCUUCUUAAAUCCUCCUUCGCAUCACAAGAGGCCUCUGCCUCCACUCCCUCCUCCAUCAGGCGUUUUCUCUGCGAAAGAGGGCUGAUUAUAAACUAGGAUUGAAAGUGACCUGUUUUUUUGUUUGUUUUUGUAUUAUUAUUAUUAUGUUAUUUUAAUGAGAAGGGGAUGAUCCUUCUUGUGGCUUGAAGAUCAGCUGUAUGAAUUUUAACCUUAUGACCUUUUGAGCUUCUCUUUAUCUGAAUGGUGUUGUAUAUUUAUCUCAUUGGCCCUUGUUCAUUCAGAAACUUCUGCUCUCAUUGGCUGUUAAUAUUUUGAAUUAUUUAUGUUUUUGGAAAAAGCAGGUGUGUUUACAAAGUUUGUAGAUACUUUUUUUCUGUUUGUUGGCAAAAGAGCUUCCUGGUGUGUGAUGCAGAGAAACGUAGGCGGAGUCAGAAUGGAAUGGGAGGACUGUUUCAGUUACUGCUGUAUUUUCAGGAAAAAGGGUGUUUCUAUUGAAACUGAACUAUUUUUGCCUGCAAGUUUUAUUUGUUACAUAUUUGUAGAUAGAACCUUCUAGCCAAACAGAUAAACACUAAGGCUUCUAUAGCAACGAACCCAUGUGGGGCGGGUGUUCCAACAGGAUAGAGCAGAGGUUAAAAGAACUGGAUGUCUGUUAAUUCACCUUUCUAUAAAUAUUUACAACUUUGCUUUAGCAGUUCAAAGUUCCGUUUUGUCACAUUGGGAAGCUUGUGAAGUUGUGUUUCACGUUUCAUCCAUUCAAAGAGUAAAGGAGUGUUUUGGAUUUCGUUUUUUUUUUAUUCUUCACAUGGAGAGUUUCGUUCAUGAAGGGAGUUUGGAAGACAGUUGAUCAUCACAUUGAGAAUCAUUUCUGUUAUUCUUAUUUUCUUUUCUUUUCUGUUUUUUUUCUUCUGUUUUCCUCACUCAGCGAAACGUCAGUCCCUGCCAAUGUACAAUAUCAACAUUUGUUUACUCAGGCUUUGAAAAGGAAUUAAUUUGAAAGGAUUCUAUAAAUUAAAGAAAGAACCUUUUAACUUCAAAUUGUAUGUCUUUAGGUAGUAAAAUGUUGUCUUGGUCAGAAAAAGCAAGUGGAUUAUUUUCAUAUUUUAUUUAAUUCUCUCUUUAAGUUUUCUUUUAAAGAAAACUUACAUUUCCCCUCAAGAGUUAUGGUUUGUUGACCUUUCAAAAAUCUAAAACCCCAAAAAAAUAAGUUUGUACUUUUUCCUCCUUUUACAGUCAUAAGAUGUUGCUGCAUUUGAUUUGUUUGUAGACGAUUUUGACACCUGAUGUACUGGAAACACUUAAGGAUUGACACAUGCAUUUUUAAAGAAUAAAAAGGAAUAGGAAUACAUUGGUAUCUGCACAGGGUACUUUAUUUCCUAACUCGUCCCUUAAGAAGAUUUUGAUACAGACAAACCAUAACAAAUUGUAACUUUUUGUAUUUUUAUGAAGAAGAAAAAAACCUAGUACCGGAAUUUUGGGGAUUUGACACAAAUUUAGAGGAACGUUUCUGUAGGGGAUGAUUUAAAAGGGGUGUGAUUUGUUCUGACAGGAAUAUUUUUCUCAGGGUGGCGAAUGGUUUGAAAGAGAAAGGGGGCUUUUUGUACGGGCCUGGGGUCAGAAAACAAACUCUCUUUAUGUUGGGAAUUAGCUUGUCUACCAAAGGAUUUGUGUAGGGAGCAAAUUCUGACAACCUGAAUAGCGAUCUCAUCUGCACUAAAGUGAGGAGUUGGCCUAAAGAUGGGAACUGAAAUAAAGGGACAGGUUCUGUAGUUGGUUCAAUCACAGUAAUAUUUAGAGGAAUACGUUGUUUUUCCUUGUGUUUUACAGAUUUAAAAAAAGCAGCUUGAGAUUGCAAAACAAAAAAUGAGAGAAAUGGAAAGAAAUAAAGAAUUUAUAUAAGAAGUUCAUUCUGUAGCUUCUUCCUGUAACGGGAAUGAAUGUUUAUCCAUCUGUUUAAUGGAUUUUUUUUCUUUUUUUUUUUUUUACAUUUGGAAAUAAAAAGUACUUAAUGUCUUUAUCUUGAGCAAUUUAAAUAGUUAUCGUGAUUGGAUUUACAUUUGAAACUUGUCGAGUAAUGUGUAUGGUUUUUAAAAAUAAAAAAUGAAUAUUUAGCCUACAC